Messenger RNA from Nanorana parkeri, 2132 nucleotides. RefSeq names its product myelin associated glycoprotein (gene MAG). NCBI's taxonomy places the organism in Eukaryota, Metazoa, Chordata, Amphibia, Anura, Dicroglossidae. The coding region runs from base 100 to 1980 and encodes 626 amino acids. The transcript is spliced from 11 exons. The record is from RefSeq and is a predicted model, not a curated record.
CUUCCUGCCUGAGCUCUGAUCACCCCCGAUCGAUAUUUUAUGACUGGAUUUCUGAGGCUGCACAUAGUUUGGUGAACAGAUUUGGAAUUCCGGGGGAAGAUGGAAUGGAGGUGGAAGUCGUUACCUUUACUUUUCAUUCUCAUAGAAGGCGCAUGGAGUAGACAUUGGGCGGCUUGGAUGCCGACGUCCAUUUCUGCUUUUAAAGACACUUGCGUAGCCAUCCCAUGCAGCUUCAACUAUCCAGAAGACAUCCGGCCAUCGGUGGUCCACGGCAUCUGGUACUUUAACAGUCCGUACCCCAAGAACUUCCCUCCCGUGGUCUUCAAAACCAAGACAAACACGGCGCACGAGAUCUACAUGGGACGGACAAAGAUGAUCGGGGACCUCCAGGAGUCCAACUGCUCCGUACAGAUUGACCGAGUCAGCAGUGAGCUGCAGGGAAAGUACUACUUCCGGGCGGACCUGGGGGGAUAUAACCAGUACACCUACUCCGAGCACGCCAACCUUUACAUACUGGAUGAGCCCUUUGUGGUGCAGCCUCAGGAAAUAAUCUCAGGCUCCGAGACGGAGAUCACAUGCUUGGUGGAUGACAACUGCCCCGACAUGAAGCCCAGCGUGACGUGGAUGGACAUCGAGGGGCUGGAGCAUCACAUGGUGUACGUCCGCCUGGAGGAGAACAAUAUGUCUUGGAAGCAGAUAUCCAUCCUGAAAUUCCUUCCGAGCCAUAAGAACAAUGGUCAGCGCCUCGGCUGCAAAGUCACCUAUCCGGACAAAGAACUGGAGUAUAAGGGAUUUGUGACAAUGGAUGUAAAAUACGCACCGCGCAUCAUCGAUAUAAACUCUUCCACGGAAACCACAGAAGGCACACAGUUGGCGUUUGUCUGCGUAGUCGAUAGUAACCCCACGUCCCGUGUCAUGUGGUUUAAGGAUGAUAUGCUGUUAAAGGAAGACUUCACGGGGAACCUCACCCUAGAGCUGGAGUACGUGACCUACAAUCAUGAUGGCGUGUACUUGUGCGCUGCGGAGAACGACUAUGGGAGGACCAACAAGUCCAUGGGGCUGGCCGUCAUGUAUGCCCCGUGGAAGCCUUCAGUAAAUUCAUCGCUAGUCGCAGUUGAAGGCGAGGCGGUCACCAUAUUUUGCAACACGCAGGGGAACCCCGACCCCAUCCUCUCCAUCGUCAAAGAUAAGCAGAUCAUCAAUUCCGCCAUCUUCGAGAAUGAGCUGGUCCUGGAGAUCCCGUCCGUCACCCACGAGCACGACGGGGAGUAUUGGUGCCUGGCCGAGAAUCAAUACGGACACAGCAACAGCUCCUUCAACCUCACCGUUGUAUUCUCGCCGUUAGUUUUAGCCGAAUCGAAGUGCACGGUGACGAAGGACAACGUCCAGUGCAUGUGCACGGUCAAGUCCAACCCCGACCCGUAUAUCAUGUUCGAGAUCCCCGAAAAGAACUUCACAGUGAGCGAGCUGAACGCCGAGUUCGUCCACUCCCAGAGAAGCGGCUACAUGGUGAGCAGCAUCCUGACGCUGCAGAAAGAGGCGGAGCUUCCGAAAGUUGUCCUGUGCUCUGCCAGCAACCUGUACGGCAAGAAGGUCCACGAGCUCCUGUUCCAGGACUCCGACAGCAUGCUCUGGGCUAAGAUCGGUCCUGUAGGAGCCGUGGUGGUUUUCGUCAUCCUUGUCGCGGUCGGUGGCUACUUCAUUAAAACCAGAGAAAAAAAGCCCAUGACUGAAAGUUCCAGUUUCAUCCAGACAGAGACUUCGCCGUCAUACAGCGGAGAUGCGCCGAAGAAGAAACAUUUAGGAAAAAUAGAGAAUCGGUUCCUCAGCAUUUCAGAACGGAUCCUACUGAGCAAGAGGCAUCAACCCAAACCCGUGGACUCUGAGUACGCAAACAUUGACUUUUCAAAGAGGAAUGCUAAGAACAUUUACACCUCCCCCGAGGAGCUGACGGAAUACGCUGAGAUCCGGGUGAAAUGACGGGCGCUUAUCUAACAGCACAAACACCACCCCCCCCCCCCCCUCCCCUGAACAAUGAGAAACCUCAAGAGCCUGGAUUGAUGAAUGAGUUACAAAACAUGUAUGGUGUGCAUUCCCGAGGAUCACGGAACUGUAUGCGAGAAUCUGCUAAA